Messenger RNA from Sporothrix brasiliensis 5110, 2226 nucleotides. RefSeq lists its product as uncharacterized. The record is from RefSeq and is a predicted model, not a curated record. Gene Ontology annotation, cellular component: COG complex. The coding region runs from base 1 to 2226 and encodes 741 amino acids. NCBI's taxonomy places the organism in Eukaryota, Fungi, Ascomycota, Sordariomycetes, Ophiostomatales, Ophiostomataceae. Gene Ontology annotation, biological process: intra-Golgi vesicle-mediated transport. The transcript has 2 exons.
AUGGCCUCGGGACCACCUCGUCCGCUGGAGCUGGGCUUGCCAGACAGCCUGAGCAUUCCGACUGUGGGAGGCCCAGCUUCCACGGACCUUCUGUCACCGCGCAUACCGUCAGCCUCCGGUGCGAAAGGGCUCAACAACCCUCUUACAUCAAAAGUCACCAGCGUCUUGUCGGCGUCAUAUACAAAUGCAGACUUCCGCGAUUCAUUAGCGCUGCUCGACGAACGGGGGGUACACAACACUGCCGAAACGCGGCGGCGUAUGCGACUUGAUAUCCAGAAAGAAGUCAUCGACAGCAAUGGCGAAGUGAUUGCCGAGUUUGGCCGCGUGGCUGAGCAACUUCGCCGGAUAGGAGGCACCAUUGACAAACUCAACAAGACUUACGAUGCAAUGAAAACAGAAAUUAGUUCUGCUCACAGUGUAACGGAUCCCGUGUUAGAAGAGGCGUCUACACUGAUCGACCAGCGCCGCAAUAUAGAGACUCAGCGCCGGCUACUCACAGCUUUUGUCAGCCACUUCGUGCUCAGUGAAGACGAGAUUGCCGUUUUGACACAGACGGUCGAGCCUGUCGAUGACCCCUUUUUUGCCAUUUUGAAGAAGGCCAAAAAGAUCCUCAAGGACUGUGAGGUGCUGCUUGGUUUCGAGGACAACCAGUCUCUCGGCUCCGAGAUCAUGGGACAGACUUCCAAGAACAUCAAUAACGGCUACCAAAAGCUUUACAAGUGGGUGCAGCGCGAAUUCAAGAACCUCAAUCUUGAGAACCACCAGAUUGGUGCAACAAUGAGCCGGGCGUUGCGUGUCCUUGCCGAGCGACCGUCACUGUUCCAGAGCUGCCUUGACUUGUUUUCCGAGGCCCGUGAGAGUAUCUUGUCGGAUGCAUUUUUUGUCGCACUUACCGGCAGCGACGAGUCCAGUAAAAAGAACGGCGACAGCAGUGGCCGUCACGGCGUGAAGCCGAUUGAGAUGGCCGCCCACGAUCCUUUACGCUACGCUGGUGACAUGCUGGCCUGGACUCAUUCGGCCACGGUUAGUGAACGCGAGGCGCUUGAGUCAUUGUUUGUGGCCGAUGGUGAGCUCGCCCGUGGCCUCAAGGAAGGGCAUGAAAACGAAGUGUGGCAUCUUGCGGAUGACGGGGGCGAUGAGGGUACGGACGUUUUCGAUCCGGUCAAGGCCCUCAACGAGCUAGUCGACCGUGACAUGGCCGGUGUCGCUCGUCUCCUGCGGCAGCGUACGCAACAAGUUAUCCAGACAAACGAAGAUACUAUCUUGGCUUUCAAACUGGCCAAUCUCUUGAACUUUUACCACCUCACCUUUGCAAAGCUCCUUAGCAGAGGCGACGGGGGCGGCGCCAAUGGCAGCGUCAGCGGACCAGGCAGUAGGGAAGGUGACAGUGGCGAUUCAGGUCUUGUCGAAACGCUGGGCGGCCUCGAAACCGAAGCUUUGCGCCACUUCCGUUCGCUCGUCCGUGAUCGCGUGGCCACGCUGCACGGCGAGUUCGCACACGCCCCGUCCGACUCGGCACUGCCCGAGUUCCUUCAAGACAGCCUUGAGCAGCUUGUCGCAAUUAUGAAAACCUACGAUACGUCCCUGGCGUCCCCCGACAGCCGCGAAUCGGGCUUCGCACCCAUUCUAACUGAGGCCCUUGACCCUUUCCUCAGCGGCUGCGAAGAGAUGGCUGCAAAGGCUGCGUCCCCUGUAGACAGCCUGAUAUUCAUGAUCAAUUGCCUAUCGGCUGCCCGUGAGACGCUGUCGGCAUACGAUUUCACCAGCACCCGCGUUUCUGAGCUGCAGUCGGCCAUUGACAACAAAGCGGCAGCCCUUGCCGACAACCAGUAUGGAUUCUUCUGCGAACAAUCAGGCGUGGAAUCUCUCUUCGGCGCCCUUGGACCACUCGCGCCCGACAGCAAGACCGAUUUACAAAAAGCAGUCAAACUCGAUUUGCUGCAACCACAGGCUCUUACAUUGGCGAGCCAACGCCUUGACGACUUCCUGCCGUCUGCCUUGAUGGACGCGGUCGAGAACCUGAAGCCACUUCAAGACCCUCGACUGGCCCGACAGCUGACCGAAGAAGCUGCCGAGAAGUUCUGUGUCAAUUUUGAACACGUGGAGGCGAUUCUCGACGCUGCAGAUGAGAUGGUGUUGGAUGGGAACGCAGAAAAAAAUCCUGAAACAACGCUGCGUGACCUGUUUCCACGGACGACACUCGAGAUACGCGUGUUACUAUCGUGA